Molecule: messenger RNA, 3432 nt
Organism: Arachis stenosperma
Lineage: Eukaryota; Viridiplantae; Streptophyta; Magnoliopsida; Fabales; Fabaceae
Product: two-component response regulator-like APRR7
Exons: 11
Coding region: 1259-3181 (640 amino acids)
Biological process (GO): phosphorelay signal transduction system; cytokinin-activated signaling pathway
Molecular function (GO): protein binding
Source: RefSeq, a predicted model, not a curated record
UUUUCUUUUUCCCCCCUUCUCCCAAACAAACUAACGUCGGCGUUAUCCCUUCUUCCCUAAUACCACCGUGGUUUUCUUCAGAUUGGGUCAAGCUUCUUUCACUCACCACUUUUAAAGUUUAAACCCGAAAGAUCUUUUUGCCCCUUUUCUUUCUUUUUAAAAAGUUAGUUUAUCUCAAUUCAAUUGAAAGUUCUGGUUUUAACCAUAAUCGUUAUUAUUAUUAUUAUUAUUAUUAUUAUUAUUAUUAUUAUUAUGUAAUUGAUCAGUUGAUUAAUAAUAAUAGUACUAAUGUUUUCUGUAAAUAAUGAUUUCCUUCUGGAUCGAGCUUCGUAAUGGCGAUUAGUGAAGCUUCCCAGCUGUGUAUGAGAUUUAUCUUCAGGAAUAGGAUGCAUCGUGUCUGGUUUCGGAUGUUCAUGUUUAAGGAAAGAUCUCUCUGGUGUUUACGGUUACAUCUCUGACGUUACUUUUGGCGUGCUUAACCGUCUUGGAUUCAAUUUUUUAAGUAAACCCGAGUCAAAUCUCGGAACUUCUCUCAGGUGAGAACUGAGAAGAGCUUAAAAGGUUUUUGUUUCGGGGCGCUAUGGAUAUUUGUCCAGGCUGUGUGUGAAUAUAAAAUCUUGCCAAAUAUAUGUUAUUGUAGUUUUUUAUUUUUAUUUUUUACUUUCAUUAAUUAAUCUAGUGGUUUACAGUUGUGUUUGGGUUGGUUGGGUGUUUGUGAGAACUAUACGCUCGUUUGCUGCACUUUUGGAUGAGGACGAGUCAUAAUCGUUGCAAAUUAGGGCCUUUUGGAUGACAAGGGAAGUCCAGAUGAGUGUUGAUGGCGAUGAGGAAGAGCUGAAAGAACUGAGCCAGCGCUUACGUGAUGGGAAGAGGACGUUUCCGGAUGGGGUUGCCAGUGAAGGACAAGGUUUACACGAGAAUGAUGGAGCAAAAUGUAAUGGAGUUGGUGAAGAUGUUAAGGUUGGAGGACAGGGAGGGACCGUGGAAUCCUCUUCCGUCCUGCAGCAUGUGCCACAGCAACAGCCUCAAGGGGCAGUGAUUUGUUGGGAGAGGUUUUUACAUAUAAGAUCUCUUAAGGUCUUGCUUGUGGAGUAUGAUGACUCGACGCGCCAUGUUGUUACUGCAUUGCUACGCAAUUGUAGCUAUGAAGGUUGAUUUGCUGAACCAGAAGAUAGUGCUCAGACUGAAUUUGGUUAAGGAAUCAAGUAUGGUGUAGGGAACGAGAUAGUACCCAGAGAAGAAGUAUAUCCUUUGAAGCAUGAAAGUUAUUGAAGCCGCAAAUGGGUUGCAAGCUUGGAAGAUUUUGGAGAAUUUAACCAAUCAUGUUGACCUUGUUUUAACUGAAGUAGCAAUGCCUGGCUUAUCCGGCAUUGGUCUCUUAUGCAAGAUUAUGAGCCACAAGACACGGAAAAACAUUCCAGUAAUUAUGAUGUCAUCUCGUGACUCUAUGGGUUUAGUCUUCAAGUGUUUGUCAAAGGGUGCUGUUGACUUCCUAGUCAAACCCGUAAGGAAGAAUGAGCUUAAAAACCUUUGGCAGCAUGUUUGGAGGAGAUGCCAUAGUUCCAGUGGCAGUGGCAGUGAAAGUGGCACACAAACCCAGAAGUCAGUAAAAUCAAAGAGUCUUGAGAAAUCUGAUAAUAAUUCUGGAAGCAACGAUGAAGAUGAUAAUGGAAGUAUAGGCCUGAAUAAUGGGGAUGGAAGUGACAAUGGCAGUGGCACUCAGAGCUCCUGGACCAAACAAGCUGUAGAAGUUGAUAGUCCCAAACCAGUUUCCCGGUGGGAUCAAAUAGCCGAGUGCCCUGAUAGCACAUGUGCUCAGGUUGUUCACUCCAAUGCUGAAAUAUGUGGAAUAAAGAUGGUUCCUCCAUCUACAAAGGAGGGUCAAGAACAAAAUGAACGUCUUAUCAAAGCUGCGGGUUCAAAACAUAGCAAUACAAUUGAUGUAGGGCCCUCAAAAUUCAAUGAUCAAAGGAAUAGAGGACAGCAGGAUAAUUGUGGGAAUCAAUCUAACAACCGUAGCUGCAAAGGUCCUUCACUGUCUGAUGCCAUCACUAGCACUUCUGGAUCUCAGAUGCAUACAGCAGAAUUUGGAGCCAAAGAUAGAAGACCCAGGUCCUUAGACAUUGAAAAUAAAUGCACUAUUGAUGCUAAGGACUUACCAUCUCUUGAGCUUAGUUUAAAGAGGCUUAGAGGAGUUAAAGAUGCUGGCAUUACAAUUCAGGAUGAACGGAAUGUUUUAAGACGUUCUGACCUUUCUGCCUUCUCAAGGUAUAAUGCAGCCUCUAACACUAAGAAGUCGCCCACUAGAUAUGCUGGAAGCAAUUCUCCACAUGAUAAUAGCCUAGAAGUUACAAAGAGGGAUUCAUCUCGUGACAUUCAGUCACAUUCUAGUGGCAAUCCUCCUAAUCAAAAUUCAAAUGGUGCUAGCAAUAACAAUGAUAUGGGUUCUACUACUAAUAAUGCUUUUACAAAAUCUGCAGUCAUAAGUGAGCCAGCAGUGGCAUCAACAACAAAAUGUUUGUACCAAUCAUCUGCUUUCCAGCCUGUAAAGAGCAACCUUAAGUGUACCUCCCAAACAGUUGUUUUACAUAAUACUGAAGAUCCAACAGCAACAAUGCUGGUACCAACUAGGGUAGACACUCACAAGGAUUUGACAACUAAGGACUUCCGUCACCAUUAUGAAAACCAGAACAUCAUUGCUAACAACAUGAAGCACCAGCUUCAUCCUGAUCAUGAUGCUGAAUCAUCAAAGAAAUUAGCUGCUGCUGCUGCUCCACAUUGUGGUUCUUCAAACGCAGUUGAAGGUAAUAUUGGAAAUUUUAGUCUCAACAGAAGUGCUUCAGGCAGCAACAAUGGGAGCAAUGGACAAAAUGGAAGCAGCACAGCAGUUAUUGCUGGAGGGACAAACAUAGAAAGCAACAAUCCACUUGCUGGGAAUAGUGGAAGUGGUGAUGCUAGUGGGAGUGGAAGUGCCAACAAGGUAGAUCAAAAGAAGAGUUCUCAUAGGCAAGCAGCCUUAACUAAGUUUCGUCAGAAAAGGAAUCAGAGAAAUGAGAGAUCCUUUCAUAAAAAGGUUCGAUAUCAAAGCAGAAAGAAAUUAGCUGAACAGCGACCGCGAUUCCGUGGCCAAUUCAUACGGCAGUCGUCUAGUGAAACUGCAAGUGAUGCAACAGAAAAGUGACACACGGAAUUUGCCAGUACGCUGUGUGAUGGGGAUAUGGUAGAGAAAGGUCAAAGAGCCGUCAUGUAGAAAUUUGGGGAAUUGUUCGGUUUCUUGGGUGUAUUUGUUGUGUUCAAUGUACAACGGACUGUUUAAUUUAUGCCAACUUGUUCAUUUGAAACCUGAAUCAAUUUAUGUUGUGGAGAAACAUUGUUAUUAUGCUUGGAAAAAUUCACAUUCAGCGACCGUAUAAUCUAAUGCGUUCUCAUUGA